Acanthoscelides obtectus is the source of this 483-nucleotide messenger RNA. Lineage: Eukaryota; Metazoa; Arthropoda; Insecta; Coleoptera; Chrysomelidae. The record is from the annotation of a GenBank genome assembly.
AUGCCUGCUCCGCCUAGAGUAUCACCUCCAAGUCCUCCAAGUGGUGCAAUCUCACCACCUGAUAAUCCACCCCCGCUUUCCAAAUUGAUAUUCAAGUCUUUCAGAUCAAACAUUUCAGAGCUGGUACCUACAUCGUUCGACGUGGAACCUUCCUGUUCUCCUGUCGUGUUUUCCGGUUCUGUAGUUUUUUCGCUGGAUUCGGUAGAUUCUUCGUCUGUUGAGGUGGAUGUCAAGUUUUCAUCUAUGGCGUUUGCUAGCAUGUUCAGUAGCUGGUCGGUGUCUUUCAGGCAUUCGGGAGUGUUCCCUCCAAACUAUUUUGUAUCAAGAAUUUCAAAAGAGACAGAGUUCAAUAGGUUCGGAGUGGCCGCGCAGUCUACGUUGAACCACCAGUCGCAUACCCGUGCGAACUGGUUGAAGACGGUUCCGUUCGGGCAUAGAAAGCUGAAUUUCUGGCCGUUAGGGAGACACCAGUGCCAUACCUGA